Molecule: messenger RNA, 1668 nt
Organism: Thecamonas trahens ATCC 50062
Lineage: Eukaryota; Apusomonadida; Apusomonadidae
Product: UVB-resistance protein UVR8
Exons: 2
Coding region: 1-1668 (555 amino acids)
Source: RefSeq, a predicted model, not a curated record
AUGUCUGGUAACGCGGUGCUUGUGUGCGGGCACAACUACUGGGGUCAGCUUGGCCUCUCGCCUGAAGAGUAUGUGGAAGCGUUCGAGACGGACGUGACUUUGGCAACAGGCGAGAGAAGCACAGGCCGUCUUGGUGGCCACAAGAGCCACGGGGGCCUUGGUCAUGAUGGUGGACUCGGUUCGAGCAGCGGAGGCGGUACGAGCUCGGCCUCUCGCCAUCAUGAUGAGCCUCCUGCUACACUUGAUACCUUUACAGAGCUCGAGCUCCCGCCUGGCCUCAACGUCAUCUCGGCAGUCGCCGGCGAUGCGCAUACAGUGCUCCUCUCAGACGCUGGUGAGGUGUACACCUUUGGCUGUGGCCGCUCUGGCCAGCUUGGUCAUGGCGACACUCUGUCCUCGCCGCAGCCGCGGAGAGUCGCUGCGCUGGAUGGUGUCCGCAUUGUCAAGAUUGCCGCAGGUGCCCAGGUCACGCUCGCCGUCUCGGAGCCUGGUCGGCUAUACAUGAUGGGCACUCUGCAGCGAUACUCGUACACCGGCGAGGUCCGGAGGACCAAGCUCUGCCUUCCGACACUUGUCCAGGGCCUGGCGUCGGUCGACAUUGUCGACGUCGUUUGCGGCGGCUGGCACGUACUUGCCCUCGACAUCACCGGUCGCGUCUACUCGUUUGGCUGGAACAAGGCAUGUCAGCUCGGGCUCGGCGACUCGCGCGCCCGCUCGCAGCCGCGGCUGGUCAAGGUCCUCCGGAACCACAAGGUGGUCCAGAUUGCCGCUGGCCGGCAACACUCGCUGGUGCUCCUCGAAGAGGGCUUUGUCGUGGGCUGGGGCUCGAACCGCUACGGUGCGCUCGGCGGCGUGCCGGCGGGCUUUAUCCGCAAGCCGCAGCUCGUCGACCUCAACGUCUGCCUCCCCCCGGGCUACACCUUCCUCCCGUCGUCGAUUCACGCCGGUCACUACACAUCUUUUGUUGCCGGCCUCGCAUCGCGCAAGCGCGGCUCGUCCAAGCCCAAGCACGCCCCGCGGACCGUGGUCUUUGCCACCGGCCACGGAACAGACGGCCAGCUCGGCUCGGGCCGGCUCCAGACCCAACGCAUGUUCACUCGGUUCAAGCUCCCGCACUGCGCCACUCCUCGCAAGCCGCUCGCGCGUCCGGCGCCAUAUACCGCCCGGCUGCCAGACGCCGGGCCCGUAGUCGCCGGUGACGUCGCCGUCCUCGCCCAGCUCGCUGCUGAGGACCUGCUCGGCUCGUCCGAGUCGGACGAUGACUGGCUCGACGAUCCGUCGCCGUUUGCGCCCGACCUCGACUCGGACUCGGACUCGGAAGACGAGGAGACCAUCCCGGUUGUCGGCGGCGGUGCAGGCCCGUUCAAGGGCGUUUGUCUCCCCCGCGCCGCUGUCGUCGCCCGCAACACCGAUGCGCCCAAACCGCAGCCUGGCCGCCGGACCCCGCCGGCCUCUCACUUUCCGCUCGUCGACGGCUCACAGUGGCACUCCAUGGCCGUCAAACGCGGCGCCGUCUGGGCUACCGGCUGGGGCUAUGGUGGCCGCCUCGGCUUUACCCCGCUCUCGCUCUCCAACUGCGAUACCCUCACUGACGAUGUCUUCCAGCGCAACCCGGUCCGCGUCCCGCUCCCGCCGAACCUCUACGCUCUCGACUCCCGUCCCCAUUGA